CUAAGGGGUCAAAGGUCACUGAAGUGCCGAGUCAAUGACCUCCGAUUCAGCCAAUCGGAGCAGAGCACGCUCUCUCUGUCUCUGUCUGCUCGUCGUUGUGCUCCUCUUCUUCUCUGGUCUCUGCAGCAGGACGAUGCACUGCAAAGGAAACUCCUGCAGCUGCUCCUUCGAGGACUACAAGCUGACCACCCAGUGGCUGCUGAACCACACAAGUCACCGGCCCAAGGUGGCAGUGAUCUGCGGUUCAGGACUCGGCCUGCUGGCAGACGGGGCCGCCAACAAGCAGACCUUUAGGUACCAGGACAUCCCCAACUUCCCUGUCAGCACAGUGGCAGGUCAUGAAGGAUGCCUGGUGUUUGGAACCAUCGAGGACACAUCUUGUGUUUUCAUGCAGGGUCACUUUCACCUGUACGAGGGUUACUCCCUCUGCCAGGUGACGCUUCCUGUCAGGAUCUUUAAGCUGAUGGGGGUGGAGUCUCUGCUGGUGACAAACGCCUCAGGUGGAAUCUGUCCAGACUUCAAAGUCGGUGACAUCAUGAUCAUCAAAGACCACAUCAACCUGCCAGGGUUCGCUGGACAACACCCACUGUGUGGACCCAACGACGAGCGCUUCGGGAUCAGGUUUCCCUGUAUGUCUGAUGCGUACAGUAAGGAUCUUCGGCGGUUGGUGUUGGAGGCGGGGUUAGAGCUGGGCUGCAAUGACUUCAUCAGAGAAGGCGUUUACUGUAUGGUGAGCGGGCCAAACUUCGAGACCAUCGCUGAGGCCAGAAUGCUGCGGAUCCUUGGAUGUGACUCUGUGGGUAUGAGCACAGUUCCUGAAGUGACCGUGGCAAAACACUGCGGCCUCAGAGUCCUCGGCCUGUCCCUCAUCACUAACAAGGUGUCUUUGGACUACAGUCGGGAGGAGAAGGUGAACCAUGAGGAGGUUCUUCAGAUCAGCAAGAUGAGAGCUGAAGUUCUGCAGAAACUUGUUGCAACAAUGAUUAGCCGCUGUCAGCAGCAGAGCAUCAACACACACUGACAAUGAUAGGUCUAUUUUCAAUACGAACCUUUAAAUUAGCUACAUUUUAAGGACACAUCUGAUUGGACUUACAAAAUAAAGUGGCUGGAAAAUCUGAAA
This is a messenger RNA of Labrus mixtus (cuckoo wrasse), 1120 nucleotides long. It is a transcript of the gene pnp4b, whose product is annotated as purine nucleoside phosphorylase 4b. The transcript is spliced from 7 exons. Gene Ontology annotation, biological process: nucleoside metabolic process. Lineage: Eukaryota; Metazoa; Chordata; Actinopteri; Labriformes; Labridae. Bases 35 to 1021 code for a protein of 328 amino acids. Gene Ontology annotation, cellular component: cytoplasm. The record is from RefSeq and is a predicted model, not a curated record. Gene Ontology annotation, molecular function: purine-nucleoside phosphorylase activity.